Ictalurus punctatus (channel catfish) is the source of this 1750-nucleotide messenger RNA. Its product is annotated as protein ENL. Lineage: Eukaryota; Metazoa; Chordata; Actinopteri; Siluriformes; Ictaluridae. The transcript is spliced from 11 exons. Bases 135 to 1367 code for a protein of 410 amino acids. Gene Ontology annotation, cellular component: super elongation complex. The record is from RefSeq and is a predicted model, not a curated record.
CUUCGGAAUUGGGUGGUCGUUGUAGCUCGCAUGAGGAGAGCAACCCACCGGUCAGUCACCUACACCAUGAGAAGCUCACGUUUAACAACAAGAAACUCACGUUCCCCAACAAACUCGUCAAAGCUGGAGGGGUCAUGGUUGUACCUGAAGAAGCUGAAAUGAUGCCCAGAGCUGGUGCGGAUUAUUCCAUGCUGUCUACAACAGCAUUGUUUGCCUUCUCAGACCACAAAAACAGCAAAUCACACCAUGCUUUGAAGGAGCCAAAUAAAGACAGAGCAGGAGUAGAGGGAAAAGGCCAUGAACACUACAAACCAAAUAGAGAGCACGGAGAACAAAAAGACUCUGAGAGCAAGACUACUUCCAGAGAGAGAGAGCGUGAAGGAGGGAAGUCCACAUUGAAACCGUCAUCUUCCUCGUCGUUGAGGAAAAGCACAGAGAACCGGGGGAAGGAGGAGGGAAAAAAUAUGGCGAAAAUGGCCUUUAAAGAACUCAAAAUCACCGCAAGAGAGUCCAAAGGUGGAGAUGUAAGGCAGGUGGAUUUACGAGCUGGGACCAAACGCCCUUCAUCCGCUACAGAGUCAUCGAAUCCGACCGCCAAAAAACUGAAGAGCUUCAACAGAACUAAAGAAGGAGGCUCUAUCGCCGCCGCCUCCCGGAUCUCCUCAAUUACUGCUGCUCCUCCCUCCGCCUACCUGGAGAAGAAAAGGACGAGAGAAAAAAGCCACUGGGUAAAAAUGAGACGUGAGCUUCCAAUAGUGAAUAGACGGAUGGAUUCAGAUUCCACUUCGGAAGACGAGACUUUGUCUAGAUCCGUGCAUUCAGUGCGGUCCAAUUCAUCCAGUUCCUGCUCCUCUUCCAGCUCUGACUCUGAGUUUGGGCCCUUGCAGAUGCAAAGCCAAGGACCUUUACACUUCAUGGUGGAACAUCUGCUUUCAGAAUGCUCUGAUGAUGACAGAAGCUCAGAGGUGGAGACGGCCAUAAAGGCCACAAUCCAGGACGCACGCUUGUUCAUGGACAGUGACAGUGAUGUUGAAGAGUCUCACCCGCACAGCCAGGAGGCGCCGUCACCCAUACCCAAACUCAAUACAAAGAAUAUUAAGAUGUUGGAGAAGAAAAAGAAAUCCUCAGAUUCCUGCAAAAGGGAAAAGGUUCUCAAGAGGGACAAGGUUUACACAGAGGAGCUGGUGGACCUCCAUCACAGACUAAUGGCUCUGAGAGAAAGGAAGAUCUUACAACAGAUCGUAAACCUUAUUGAAAAGACCGGACACUUCAACGUCACCAAAACCACGUUUGACUUCGACCUUUUCUCCUUGGAUGAAUCCACUGUGCGUAAACUACAGAACUACGUGCAGGCCAAGAGGACAUGAGAAAGGAGAAUGCCUUGUCUGUUUUUUAGCUCAGUGAAAACACAUGCAUGCACACACAGCUUGAUUACUGCACAGUGGUGGACAUGAUGAUGAACAUGGACAGGGUUUGAAGGCGAUAGUAUAUUUUUGCACUACAGCUGAAAAAUCUAAGCAUUUGCAUGGAACACAGAUGGGAAAUCAUCCCAAAGCACAAACAUUUUGGUUACUAAUUAGUUACAUUUAAACACCUAUUUGUGCCCUGGAUAUAACAUUGAAUCAUGUUUAAUUUGCUGAACAAAGUUUUGUGGAGCUUUUUUGUGCAUCCCACUACACUGUAUUGUCUUCUUUUCAUGCAAGUGGCUACUUGUACAGUUAACAUUCCACAUAAACAGAUUUAUAAAGUG